CCAACAUCGUCUUCAUAAAACCAACUUCAGCACAUCCAAAGUACUGAGCUCUUGCGACGUCCAUCUUACACAAGUAUCUAUUUAUAGCUAGAUAUGGGCACGGAUAUUGACGUACUGACAGCCACUGCUGAGGAGCUCCAGCAAUUGCUGAGCUCAUCUGCCGAGGUCACUAGCAAGCAUCUCGUCCAAAAAUAUCUCUCACAGAUCAAGCGCCACAAUGACUAUCUUAAAGCAGUAAUCAGCAUAGCUCCCGAAUCGCUCCUCUUAAAGAGAGCUGGCAUGCUGGAUGAGGAGAGAAAAAAUGGCAGGCUUAGGAGUCCACUUCACGGCAUCCCCAUCCUCAUCAAAGACAACAUUGCAACCCACUACGGUUCAACUGGCCUUGAUACGACGGCUGGUAGUUUAGCACUAGCCUACUCGAACCCGCGGAUCAAUGCACCUGUUGUAGAUCGGAUGCUGGAAGCAGGACUCAUUGUCAUAGGCAAAGCUAGCCUGUCGGAGCUAUCUUGGUGGAAAGGUAAAAAUUUAAUCUGCGGAUGGAACGCGGUUAGCGGACAGGCUCAGUCUCCUUAUGUAAAGGGAGGUAUUCGUCCAGAUGAUUCAUUUGCUGGCCAUAGUAACCCGGGCGGGUCUUCAUCCGGCUCUGCGAUUGCAGUCGCGGCAGGGUUUGCUCCAGUUAGCAUUGGUACCGAGACAUUUGGAUCGCUAAUGUUGCCUGCUGGCCGAGCUGCCUUAUAUUCAAUUAAACCUGGUCGCUCGCUCAUCUCUCUUACGGGUAUUGUUCCCAUUUCUAGCUUUUCUGAUCAGCCAGGCCCUAUGACAAAGACCACCAAAGACUUGGCUAUGCUGAUGGACAUCAUCACCGAUCCCGGUAACGUUCCGCCGGGCGGCUACGCCUCACGGGUAACAGGCUCGUGGGACGGCCUCAAGGUUGGGACAGUGGACCCGGAAAUAUGGAAGUAUACUCCGGACGUUCGAAAGAUCCUUGAUGAAGGCAUGGAGAAGCAGCUAAUCGAUCAAGUUCGAUAUGCGUAUGAAGUUAUCAAGAAGCACGCACCGGUGUUUAAAGAUAAUGUCUUCUUGAAUUUUGCUGAAACAUUUUUUGUUGAUGGCGAAGAAAUUUUACUCAAGAUAUUCGAGAAGGGUUUUAAAGAGGAGCUUGAGAAUUAUAUCAAACUCCUGGACACCCCUCAGAUCAAAACGUUGGGCGAGCUGAUUGCUUUCAACAAGGCGCAUGCUGAUAAAGAGCUUCCUCCGGGAAACGAUAACCAGGAUGUGCUUGAACUCUGCGAAAAGACUAACGUGACUUCAAAAGACUGUGCGUCUUAUGUUUCCCAUUUGACUAAAUUCGGUCGCGAUCAAGGCGUCGACAAGAUAUUUAAAGAACACGGUCUUAACAUCAUAAUGGGGCCACUCGAAUCACCGUUGUAUUACUUUGCUGCGGCCUGCGGCUAUCCUGUGGCUGCUAUGCCGCUCGGCUAUCUUGACCAUAACGGACGACCUCAUGGGCUUUGUGCGGUUGCCAAAGAGGAGGGCCUUCUAAUCCAACUUCAGAGUGCUUUUGAGAGAACCUUUCCCCCGCGAAAGCCGCCGAGUUUGUGAGCUGAAAGUAGAUGAUGUAUCGUAACUUGAUCUGCUUCUGUACUGAAUUGACAUAUUUAUAUGUCUGUUAGUUAUGUACUGUGAAUCUAAGUAGAUCUCAUGGCCACAAAUAUGAUGCAUCGUUACACUCCGU
Messenger RNA from Trichoderma asperellum CBS 433.97, 1735 nucleotides. RefSeq lists its product as uncharacterized. NCBI's taxonomy places the organism in Eukaryota, Fungi, Ascomycota, Sordariomycetes, Hypocreales, Hypocreaceae. The record is from RefSeq and is a predicted model, not a curated record.